GACCUUAAUCCCCAAUACUUUUGAUGAGUCUAUUCCUGAUUUUGAGACUGCCUUAGACCCAACUACUAACAGGCCUGUACCACGCUGUGGUGGGCGUCCAUAGGUUCGGAGAUGGCUACAUCGUCACAAUGAAGAUCAAAUCUCCAAAGGACGACUUGCUUCCCGACCCGAACCCCGUGGAGCAGUUCUUCCAGGGGAACUUCCCGGGCAGCGUGCAGAGGGAGAGGCACCACAACCUGCUCCAGUUCCAGGUCCCCUCCUCCUCCCUGGCCAGGAUCUUCCGGCUGCUCAUCUCCCACAGGGACAGCCUGCUCAUCGAGGAGUACUCGGUCACACAGACCACGCUGGACCAGGUAUUUGUGAACUUUGCUAAGCAGCACACUGAAACUCACGACCUCCCUGAGCUGCGACCUCCCCUAGCUGCUGGAGCCAGCGGACAAGCCAAGGUCUGACCUCCUCCCACACUGCCGUUCUCUGCAGCAGGAAAGGAGCUCUGGGCAGCGGGAAGUGCAGGAGCCUCUGCCACGUGGCCGCCCAAGCCGACCAGCCAGCCUCAGUAAGGCCUCGGCAGCAGGAACGAACACGUGGGCACACACAGAUCCCCAAAGGGGCUUUCUCAGAAGGAAGCCGAAUGGGACACCUGAUGGUGAAAGUGACCCUCCUCAUCCACACCACAGAGGUAGAAGCCCACUGCAUCCUACUGGGAGCUUUGAUCUGGACAUCACUCUCACGUCAAGUGGAUCUGCUUUUCUGUAUGUGUAUGUGCGUCUGUUUUAUUUUUAAGGAAAAAAUAAAAUGCAAACGU
This is a messenger RNA of Eptesicus fuscus (big brown bat), 805 nucleotides long. RefSeq names its product retinal-specific phospholipid-transporting ATPase ABCA4-like. Gene Ontology annotation, biological process: transmembrane transport; lipid transport. Gene Ontology annotation, molecular function: ABC-type transporter activity; ATPase-coupled intramembrane lipid carrier activity. Bases 129 to 452 code for a protein of 107 amino acids. NCBI's taxonomy places the organism in Eukaryota, Metazoa, Chordata, Mammalia, Chiroptera, Vespertilionidae. The record is from RefSeq and is a predicted model, not a curated record. Gene Ontology annotation, cellular component: membrane; intracellular membrane-bounded organelle. The transcript has 3 exons.